UUCGUUUGUCAUCAGUGGCAUGAAGCAGUGAAUAUAAAGAGACUCCCGGAUGGAUGGGUGGAAGAAGUGUGUGGUGGCAGUGUUGCUGGUGGCACUGCUGCUAGCCAGCCAGCUGCCUCCGGUCGGUUCGAACGCAACCGAAACACGACCAAAGUCCGGUGGUCGCGAUCGUGCCGCCGCUACGGCCAUUGCGUCCCUAUCGUCGGCUUCGAUAGCGGCCGCACUAGCCUCACGCAACGCAGCCAGCAAUGGCAACAACAACAGCAACAGCGGAACCGGAAGUGGCAGUGGAAGCGGAAGUGGUAACCCGACGGGUGGCAACGGUGGGAAAUGUAAUAUCGCCCAGUUGCGCUGCGCCAACGGGACCUGCAUACCGUCGUCAAAAUUCUGCGACGGCAAUUUCGAUUGCCUUGAUAAGAGCGACGAGCCGAAAUCUUGUACAGCAUGCAACCGUACACUCCACGGUGAGGCCGGAAGAACGUACGAGCUACAAAUACAGAACCCCCACGGCGUGUAUCCGUUCGUGUGUCACCUAAACUUUACCGCGACGGGAGGCCUCUACGGUGACAUUGUGCAGUUAAAUCUGGCCAAGUUUAGCAUUGGCAAAUUCGUGGAAAACUUCCACGAUCCCAAGCAGCAUGGUGAGUGUAUGGAGGGGUUCAUGACCAUCAGCGAGCAGGGUAUGCCAAAUCUGGACGGCAGAUGGUGUGGGACGGCAUCCGGCUACACGAUAUACUACAGCGAAACGCGAUCGGUCAACGUGACGCUGAGGCUGGACAAACUGCCGCAGGCGAGCAGCAGUGUGUCGAAUGGGUUCGAAUUUCGGCUUGUCUACAAGUUUCUGAGGCACAGCGAUGCAAAGCUAAGGAACGACAACCGGAUAUGGAACGGAGAUCUCGUACCCGGCAGCUACUGCAAUCGCAACUUUUAUGACUGCGACAAAAGGACCUGCCGAAUACGAUCGCCCAACUAUCCCGGCAUUUAUCCACGCAAUUUAACAUGUAAAUAUUAUAUUAAUCAUCGGGCGCCUCCGAGCGGUCUGCACGCGAUGAUCGUUCUCCGGCAGCCGGACGGGCAUAAAUUAAACAUGAAGGAGCAGGCGACACACCACGAGGCGAACAACCGGAUUUUAAGGAGCUGGGAGCAGUGCGAUGAGGCCCAGGACUAUCUUAGCAUUUACGAUGGUGCGGCACCGGAAGCACCGACCAUUGGAAGAAUUUGUGGUGGAGACGUCCUGCCGGAUAUUGUGUCGAGCGGGCCGGAGAUGCGUGUCGAGUUCCACACGUCUCCGUUCGAUGUACCGUUCCAUCCGAAUCCGGUCACCUUUCUGCCAGGCUUCGAGCUUGAAGUUCACGUUUUGUACGUGAAUUCCAACUCGCAAUCGUACAUCCGGCAGCCGGGACGCUGCGAGUUCAUUAUCAGUGCGUUCGAGAGCCAAACGGGAGAGUUAGAGAGUCCGCAGCACACGCUGCCACCGGAAAGCUCUUGUCUGUACCACUUCCAGGGCCGCCGGCACGAGACGGUUUGGGUAUCGUUCAUCAAGUACCAUUCGGCCAUCGAUCCGACCGGGUUCGAGUCACCGGCCGAGUGUGUGACGCAGCUCCGCAUCUGGGACGGUCGAUGGUCGGUGACGUCGCGUCCGUACGUUUUUUUAGGCGCACCACCAGACUAUCAACGGAACGCGAGCUUGAUCGAGCAGAUCUGUCGCGAGGAGGUGCCGAGACUUUGUUCGCGCUCGUUGGUCGCUAAGGGUAGUCGACCCUGUUCAACGCAAGAGAGCUAUCUUUCAACUGGAUCAGACUUAACGAUUGAGUAUCGUCCAAGUCCAAUUGGAACCGCCCGUCUAUAUGGUCCAGCAUCUGCGUUUAAGUUGAGGUACGAGUUUGUGGAUAAUUCUCUUGGAGGAGCACCAUUGGAACCGCUGGUAGCUCCAUCAGCGAUGCCAGAACCAGCCGCAUUGGUGCAGUUCCAUCCGAAGUCUUGCGAUCGUGUCUUUCGCUCGUCAUCAGCAUCGCGUGGAAUUUUCCGUUCGCCCUCCAACGUUUUCAUGUAUGGUCGAGGUGGUUCUCCGAACAUUUCCUGCAUUAUCCGGUUCGAAGCGAGCGGUGGCGAAAGCGUCAGACUAACGAUCACCAGAGCACGGUUCGGUGGAAGAUCGUGUCAAAAUCUUCAAAAUCGCUCCGGCCGCUGGCACUGCAACCAUCAUGGUGGUCCAGUGUCUGACCUUCGCAUCAGUGAAGUGCCAUGGACAGACGUAUCACCGCUACCGCGUGAUUGCCUUUGUUCGGAUGUUUCCGGUUCGAUCACGCUAGCUCCGCUAGCGGCAAGCAUUUUGGAGGUAAAGUUUACCACUCUACAGAUGGAGGUGGAUCAAGAUUUCCGUGACUUUUACUUCGAGGGUCGGUACGAGUUUGCACGUGAUGGGUGCGAAACGGAUUGGUCCGAGCGGAGGCUUCGUGGACGGAGUGGCGAUGCGUACCUAAAGCCUACCCCAUGCCCUGCGCUUAUACAACCAUGGUUACUUGAGCCAGAAACGGACAGUAGCUAUUUGGUGCUGAAGUUGAAGGGAUUCUGGAUGCCUCCAUUACUUCAAUCAGCACCACCUUGCCCAACGGAUGCUCGUAUUACUGUGUACUCUACAAACAAUCCGAAGAAUUCGCGAGAUCUUUGUCCAUCUGGGCCGGAUGUGGUAGCGUUUUCGGAUGGUUGGGACCGUGCGUAUGAGUUUAGUGCAAUGGAAAUUUCCAAGAGUUUGAUUAUUGAGUUCAAGAGUCCUCGGCGACCACCGGUGGAGCUGGUCGAGUACAAGUUCUCCUGGAUGGAGAUCUUCCCGGCGCACGAUUGUCCGCACCGGUGUCAGGAGCUGCAAGCUUGCAUUCCCUCGGAGCUGUGGUGUGAUGGGAAGGUACACUGUCCGUCGGGUCAGGAUGAGAGUCCCACAGAGUGUGAUCUUCGAUUGCCCCUAUCGCCACUGCACGUAGGUCUUGCAGCUGCCACACUAACGCUUGUUCUCUCGUUGGCGGCCGGACUAACUGCCUGUGCUCGUCGUAAGCGUGGCGAAAAGAAGCACCUGCAAAGUGUCCAUCUGGAUGCAGCUGGUCGGGGAGGGUAUGGACAACCACAUCCACAUCACGGGACAGGAGGAUAUCCGCACGCCAACCAUCACCUAACGUCAAGUCAUGCACUGACGCCACUCUACCUGGACCCGUCCAAGGAUAGUUUCUGUUGACAGGAACUGGAGACUUCGGUGUAGCCAAUGCCGAAGUCGUCGCAGGACUUUUACUACUUCGCGUUCAACACCGCCCACCC
Anopheles maculipalpis is the source of this 3309-nucleotide messenger RNA. RefSeq lists its product as uncharacterized. The coding region runs from base 50 to 3229 and encodes 1059 amino acids. Gene Ontology annotation, cellular component: plasma membrane. Lineage: Eukaryota; Metazoa; Arthropoda; Insecta; Diptera; Culicidae. The record is from RefSeq and is a predicted model, not a curated record. The transcript has 11 exons. Gene Ontology annotation, molecular function: protein binding.